AUGUUGUCGCCGCCAUUCUCCCAGGGCAACUCUCUUCGACCGCCGGGUCAAGCCGCCUUGGUACCACUCCUUGUGCGGCACGACAGCGGCUUGCUCAACCCGAUGAAAGAUGCGGCGCAGACCCUUGAAGUGGAACUCAGCACUCCCAGGCUCGAUAAAAUGGCCAAAUGGCUCUGGCUCGCCGGGCUCCCCCGUCCCGCUAGACCACUUCACCGCCAACUCCAGCUACAGCGAAGCAUUCAUCUCACUGAGUCCGUUGAUGAGCAUCUGAUUUGGCACGAAUCGUCUAUCUUCAUUAAACCAGUCCCUGAAUAUCUCCUGAAUUUCGAGUUCUGGACAUCCCGAAUAUGCGGCGACGUUGCGCUGUACAAAUGUGCCUGUGGGCUACUUUUCAGCUAUGCCUGGCUAGUUGGGCACAAGAGCGACUUUCGCAUAGCCCAGAACACUGGGAUUAUUCCGGAUGAUAUCUCGUGGGGUCAGUGGACAGACUUCAUGAGGGAUUUCAUAGCUCGGGUGCAGCCUCGCCUGACCCAUCAUAUCAGCAAUCGCUAUACCUACGGCGAACUGCGCCUAUCCCGGCUGAACACUCUAUACCGCUUUACGACGCCCAUCUCGGCCAGGAAACUGGUCAUUGGCUUUAUGUCAACGUCGAACAGGCGGAAGAUCUUCUUCAAGCAGCACUUUGGCUGGUUUCUGGCAGCAUUCGCCUACAUAUCCGUGAUCCUAUCUGCGAUGCAAGUUGGUUUAGGCACUGACGCGCUACAAAAUAGUGCGCAGUUCCAGAACGUAUCUUAUGGUGUCUCGCUCUCAGCGAUAUACGUUGUCAUCAUUUCCAUUGCAUUCAUCGUCAUAGUAUGGUUUGGACUUUUUUGGUUCCACCUGCUCUCGACGCUGGGCCUUACGAAGAGUGUCAAGUACAAGCAUUUCGUCGUGUAG
Neoarthrinium moseri is the source of this 936-nucleotide messenger RNA. RefSeq lists its product as uncharacterized. The transcript has a single exon. The record is from RefSeq and is a predicted model, not a curated record. Bases 1 to 936 code for a protein of 311 amino acids. Lineage: Eukaryota; Fungi; Ascomycota; Sordariomycetes; Amphisphaeriales; Apiosporaceae.